Pediculus humanus corporis (human body louse) is the source of this 1242-nucleotide messenger RNA. RefSeq lists its product as uncharacterized. The transcript has 5 exons. The coding region runs from base 1 to 1242 and encodes 413 amino acids. Gene Ontology annotation, biological process: N-acetylglucosamine metabolic process; sulfur compound metabolic process. NCBI's taxonomy places the organism in Eukaryota, Metazoa, Arthropoda, Insecta, Psocodea, Pediculidae. Gene Ontology annotation, molecular function: N-acetylglucosamine 6-O-sulfotransferase activity. The record is from RefSeq and is a predicted model, not a curated record.
AUGUUGAAAAAAUUCAGCUUGUUUGGAAUAAUUCUAGUCUGUUCAGUGUUUCUUUUAAUUAUAUUCGUUAGCCAUCGUCUUGCAACUUCUUCAUCAUUCGAAUAUUUACCCUUUCAAACAAUCGGAAGAACAAUUCAAAGUUGGAGUGUUAUUGAUGACAUUUCAUCUAAAAAUGAUAAUUCAUUAUUUUACAAUAUACUCGAGGAAAAUCUUACAUUAGAAAUUUUAGCCGUUAUUAACGAACAAAGACAUAAAAUUCAAAAUGAAAUGAAAGGUUAUAAAUACUCGACAAGGUAUAAUAGUUCAAACGCCUUGUCAGAAUUAGUUCCUGAAUUGGGAGGACAACCCAUUAGAAGUAUUAUUGUAACAACAUGGAGAUCUGGUUCAACAUUUUUGGGUGAUAUAUUAAACAGUUAUCCUGCAAAUUAUUAUCAUUAUGAACCUUUGUUAGAUUUUGGUAUUGUUCAAAUUCGAGGUCCUCCAAAUGCACAGAAAGCAUUAAAUGUAUUGUCAAAUUUGCUCAAUUGUAAUUAUACUGGAUUGGAUCAUUAUUUAAAUUAUGGUAAGGAGCAUGUGUGGUUAUUUAACCAUAAUGUUAGAUUAUGGGAACAAUGUCAACAACAUCCCAACCUUUGUUGGUUGCCAGAAUUUUUAAAUUCAUUUUGCAGCCUUUUCCCAUUUCAAUCCAUGAAAAUUGUUCGAUUGAGAUUAAGAUUAAUCGAGGAAUUGUUAAAAGAUGAAAGACUGAACAUUAGAGUUUUGUUGCUGGUGAGAGAUCCUAGGGGAACUCUUCAAUCCCGUAAACAUCGUGACUGGUGUCCCGGUAACAGCGAUUGCGAUCAAGCUUCUUUACUUUGUGCGGAUCUUGUAUCCGAUUAUAGUGCUGCUUCACGUUUGACUGAAAAAUAUCCGGAUAGAUUUUUAGCCAUGAGAUACGAAGAUCUUUCACUCGAUCCUUAUAAAAUGGUUAAUCAAUUGUUAAAUUUUUACGGUUUGGAUUUUCAUCCGAACGUUCGUUUCUUCUUAGACACACACACAAAAGUCAACGUGGGAGGAGUAUCGAGCACUUAUAGGAAUUCAGCAUCGGCACCUUUUCACUGGCGUCAAGAUUUAAUGCAUAGAGAAGUUCGUCUCAUACAAAAUAAAUGUGGACCCGCUAUGAAAUAUUGGGGAUACGUAAAAGCUCAAAAUGCGAGUCACCAACGACUUUUCAAUCCGGUUGUGGAUUUUAAAUUAACCUGA